Myiozetetes cayanensis is the source of this 886-nucleotide messenger RNA. It is a transcript of the gene AK2, whose product is annotated as adenylate kinase 2. Gene Ontology annotation, cellular component: mitochondrion; cytoplasm. The record is from RefSeq and is a predicted model, not a curated record. The coding region runs from base 48 to 764 and encodes 238 amino acids. Lineage: Eukaryota; Metazoa; Chordata; Aves; Passeriformes; Tyrannidae. Gene Ontology annotation, biological process: ADP biosynthetic process. Gene Ontology annotation, molecular function: ATP binding; AMP kinase activity. The transcript is spliced from 7 exons.
GCGGCCCCGCCCCCCGGCGCUCGGCGGGCGCGCAGUCGGUGGCGGCCAUGGCUCCGAGCGCUCCGCCCGGGCAGGGCCCGGCCCCGGCCCCGGGGCUCCGCCACGGCAUCCGCGCCGUGCUGCUGGGCCCGCCCGGCGCCGGCAAGGGCACGCAGGCUCCCAAGCUCGCCGAGACCUACUGCGUGUGCCACCUGGCUACCGGCGACAUGCUGCGGGCCAUGGUGGCCUCGGGCUCCGAGCUGGGCAAGCGGAUCAAGGACACCAUGGAUUCUGGGAAGCUGGUGAGCGAUGAGAUGGUGGUGGAGCUGAUUGAGAACAACCUGGACUCCCCUCCCUGCAAGAACGGGUUCCUGCUGGAUGGCUUCCCCCGCACGGUGAAGCAGGCGGAGAUGCUGGAUGAGCUCCUGGAGAAGAGGAGGGAGAAGCUCGACUCGGUCAUUGAGUUCAGCAUCCCUGACUCCUUGCUGAUCCGGAGGAUCACUGGACGGCUGAUUCACCCAGCGAGUGGCCGCUCGUAUCACGAGGAGUUCAGACCCCCGAAAGAGCCCAUGAAGGACGAUGUCACUGGAGAGCCCCUGAUCCGCCGCUCCGACGAUAACGAAACCGCCCUGAAAACCCGCCUGAAGUCCUAUCACACCCAGACCUCUCCCCUGAUCUCCUACUACAGCAAGAGGGGGAUCCAUAAGGCCGUGGAUGCCUCCCAGUCUCCUGACGUGGUGUUUGCCAGCAUCCUGGCAGCCUUCUCGAGAGCAACAUCUGAGUGACUCCAUGAACCAGAUGAGACACCACCAAACGCUGCACACUCUGCUACAUCACCCAUUGCAGCCCUCCCUUGGGCUGCAGGGAGGGCAGCUAGGAGUGGGGGGGGGGUUAUGAUUGAUGGGAG